UGACUGUCCAUAUCUGUAUUUUGGGAAUCACGGAUGUCGCCGGCGCGAUGCGAGAAGCGCGCUCUGUCGCCGCCGCGGCGCAAAAUCCCUCGCAAGUGCAAGCGCGGCCGCACGGUCGGCGCCGUUGCCCCAAAUGGUGCCGCGCCCUGGAUGGAGUCUCCCUGGGCGUCACUGGAUGGAGAUAUCAUCCGCCUUGUCGCCGAGCACGCGCUGGCUGGCGACGUGGCGGAUUACCUCCGGCUCCGCGCUGUUUGCCGCCAUUGGCGGUCCAGCACCGUCAGCCCGCGCGGCCGCAGCGUCGUGGACCCGCGCUUCCAUCCGCGCCGGUGGAUCUUGUUCCCCGAGAGCCAUGGCCUCUUCCCUGGCCACCGCAAGCUCCACGGGAGGGUUCGCUUCUUCAACGUCUCCACGGGCGCCUUCGCGCGUCUCCUCCUCCCGUUCUUCCCGGAUCACUUCGUCAUCGACUCGGUCGAUGGCCUCCUCCUCUUGCAGCGGGAUCGGGACAGUGCUAUCCGUAUCCUCCACCCUUUCACCGGUGACAUUGUUGAGUUAUCAUCCCUGGAGACCCUACGGCCGCAGGUUGAGCCCUUCUUCACCAGCACUGAGUUGGCUUAUAUGAGAGCCAUGGAGCGAAAAGAGAUGGGCAUAUUCUCAUAUUUCAAUCGUAUUUGCGCUGCUCUUAGCUUCGGCCCUGACGGAGUCAUCACUAUCAUGUUCGUUGUUACCAGAGUACAGCGCGUUGCCUUUGCCACCUCUGCGGAUCAGCAAUGGACCUUGUCAAAUUGGCAGACCAACCUCUCAUGGAAAUACAUGGCAUUCCAGGGCAAGAUUUAUGCAGCAUCAAUAUGGGUAAACUUCUCUCCAAACAGAAUUUUCGUGAUAGACCCACCCCGGGUGGAGGCGAAUGGCUCUGCUUCGUCUUUUUCCCUACCAGAACCAAAAUUGUUUGCUACAUGUCCAGUAGAAAAGCUGUUUGGGUUCGCUUAUCUGGUGAACUGUGAAUCAGAGGUCUUGCUGAUCGGUCACACUGAUCGCUCGUACUCGCAGGCCGUGGUUUACAGACUUGCUGACAUUAUCUUGGGAAGGUUCAUCCCGUUAACAAGAUUUGGGGACUACACCAUUUUCAUGGAUGAAAGGAGCCUGUGUGUCUCCUCGAAGGCUGUUCCUGGCAUUGCAGAUGGCUCUCUCAUCUACAGGCACCACGGGAAAUUCCUUGCACAAUACCAUGUUAGAAGUGGCACCCUGUCGACAGCUGCUGAGGGUAGAAUCGAGGAAGGCUACAGACUGGCUCCGUACAGCCUCAUCCACCAUCUUUUUGCUUGCUGUCUUAUGACUUUUGGAACAAAGGACAACUAUUUUGCUGGAAUACGACGAAUAAAUGGGGCUAUAAGGCAAAGUAGCAAAGCAGGGGUGACUCUCGAAUGUACUGUUUCUUAUUGUCUCUCAAGCUCAACUGCCAGUAUGAACAAUUAUGUUCUUCUCACUCUCUCUGUGCUCUUGCUGAUGCCUAGCGAUCUCAGACUUUGUAGCCGCUGUUUAGUUAACAAAGAAGGUAGCCCGCGUAUAUGCGUGAGUAUGUUAUUUAAUGUUGUUUUAUUUUUUUUAUUAUGA
Oryza sativa Japonica Group (Japanese rice) is the source of this 1611-nucleotide messenger RNA. RefSeq lists its product as uncharacterized. The record is from RefSeq and is a predicted model, not a curated record. Lineage: Eukaryota; Viridiplantae; Streptophyta; Magnoliopsida; Poales; Poaceae.